GCGCAACAGGACACCCUCUUUGUCGUUUGUCAUGACGUGUUACCAUAGCAUCAGUUGUCAAACACGACAAUGACUCGCUAUCUAACUAGCUUAGCUUAACUAACUGAUAACUAGUUUAUAUCAUAGUACUUACGCAUAAUGUAAUACUCCGUUAGUUCAUUAUCAUAGUUGUCUAACUUUUCUUAGCGUUCGCUUCCAUGUCAAAAUACAAGACUUCUGGAUACAAAGGUUCCUAUGACUGUAGCAAAAGUGAGGAGCGGGAGGGAAGGUGUUGCGUGCGUUACAAAUGUGGCCAACUCAACACCAUAAACGUCCUACGCCAAAGGCCAGGUUGGGUGGAAGUCAAAGAUGAAGGAGAAUGGGACUUCAACUGGUGUGAUGUGGGCUGGCUCAGGGAUAAUUUUGAUCAUUCAUAUUUGGAGGAACAUGUCAGGAUAAACCACUUUCGCAACCAUUAUGAGUUGACUCGCAAAAACCUCAUGGUGAAAAACCUCAAAAGAUACCGGAAAAAUCUCGAAAGGGAUGUUGGCCGCAUGGAGGCCUCCAAAUGUGAUUUCUUCCCCUGCACCUUCGCAUUGCCCAGCGAAUAUCAUCUCUUUGUUGAGGAAUUCAAAAGAAGCCCUGGUAGCACCUGGAUCAUGAAGCCGGUAGCAAAAUCUCAAGGGAAAGGCAUUUUCCUAUUCAGGAAACUGAAGGACAUCAUGGAUUGGAAAAAGGAUGGCACCCGCUCAGAGGAACAGAAGGAUGCAGCUCAAGUGGAAAGCUAUGUGGCUCAACGCUACAUCGAGAACCCCUACCUAAUUAAUGGCAGGAAAUUUGAUCUGAGGGUCUAUGUGCUGGUAACAGCCUAUGUUCCCUUGAAGGCCUGGCUGUAUCGAGAUGGGUUUGGCCGCUUCUCAAGCACCCGCUUCUCCCUGAGCAGUAUUGAUGACAAGUAUAUGCACCUCACCAAUGUGGCUGUUCAGAAAACUGCACCGGACUAUGACCCUGAAAAGGGAUGUAAGUGGCAGAUGCAACAGCUUCGAAGAUACCUGACUGCAAAACAUGGCAGAGAGACUGUAGAAUCUCUGUUUAAGGAGAUGGAUAACAUAUUUGUCCGCAGUCUACAGAGUGUACGAAAGGUCAUUAUCAAUGACAAACACUGCUUUGAGCUCUAUGGCUAUGACAUUCUACUGGAUCAGAAUCUCAAACCGUGGUUAAUUGAGGUGAACGCAUCCCCGUCACAUACACCGAGUAGUCAAGAGGAUUACGAGAUGAAGUGCCGGCUGCUGGAAGACACUUUGAAUGUUGUUGAUAUGGAGGGAAGGCUGACUGGCAAGGAGAAAAGGGUGGGGGGCUAUGACCUCAUGUGGAACGACGGGCCUGUCUUCAGAGAGGACGUCAACCUCGAAACAUUUGGCAGUUCGUGUUUCACUGCCAACACACACUUGGGGUGCGUGAAUGACAGGGAGAAACAGCUUCGCCGGAUUCUAAAACCAUUUCCAGGACAGAAGAGGAUGUAACAUAUGCAUCAUUUUUAUGUCCCACCAAUAAAGUUUUAUUCUGGCAGAAGAGAGGCUCCAGUAAACACACAUAACUGAAAAACAUAAGUAAUAUCUCAUACAAAUGAGCUUUCCGUGAUGAUCUGAUCAUAUUCUUGGGUUGAAAUUUGAACAUGCAAAUGAAUGAAGACUACAUUUUCUUAAAACUACGGCCUACUACCAAACCUUGUAUUAUUUCAGUCGCAGAGUUAGGGCUGGUUAGGUUUGGGAUUUUAGCAAAGUCUCAGAAACAAGGUCAGGUCAACUGUUUAUCACGUGUUCCAAAGAAUGGCCAGUGAAUCAAUAUCCCUCGAGUGCAAAACAUUUAUUUCUAUGCCUUACAAA
Messenger RNA from Cyclopterus lumpus (lumpfish), 1865 nucleotides. It is a transcript of the gene ttll9, whose product is annotated as tubulin tyrosine ligase-like family, member 9. The record is from RefSeq and is a predicted model, not a curated record. Lineage: Eukaryota; Metazoa; Chordata; Actinopteri; Perciformes; Cyclopteridae. Gene Ontology annotation, molecular function: tubulin binding; tubulin-glutamic acid ligase activity. Gene Ontology annotation, biological process: microtubule cytoskeleton organization; protein polyglutamylation. The transcript has 14 exons. Gene Ontology annotation, cellular component: cilium. The coding region runs from base 198 to 1502 and encodes 434 amino acids.